UGGUGUUGAAGUGCUACGCGAGCGAUACGGCGACCCACCCGGGAUUGGACAGGAUGACAAUUUUGUCUUUUGGCUUUUUUCCUCCGGUCUACUCUUUUCUCGACCUCGGAGACCCUUGGAAGUCUAUUCUUUCGCUUACGGUAACGACGAAACACGCACAUCAUCCGCAAAACGGUUCAAAGUGAUCUACGACUGUUGCAUCGAUACUUCUUCCUGAGGACUAUGUAUUUGGUUUUGUACAAUGCGACAUACAAUUCAUUUUUUGAACAUCAAACUCAAUAGCUGGCCCCAAGUCGUCCGUUGUCCAACUUACCCAAGGCACCUAGAGGGAAGACGCUUCCACAGUACUAGCCUGGAGCGCCCGACAACACCCCCUCGCGCUAGGAUUCCCCUCCUCCCGAAGUAACCGGUAACCCACGGAGCACUAAGAUUGCCUGAAAUUCAAUCUCUUGGAUUUGAAUCGCCCAAAUCCAAAAAUUUGCGACUUUGGCAAGUUUUUCUGACCUUCAAUCUCUUGGAUUUGAAUUCCUAAGAUCAAAAAACUACAACUUUAGCAAAUUUUUUCUGGCAUUCAAUUUCUUGGAUUUGAGAACUCAAAUCCACGCAAAAACUUUCGACUUUUUUAGCAAGUUUUUCGGAGAUUCAAUCUCUUGGAUUUGGAUUGCUCAAAUCCGAACACUUUCGGCUUUGGCGGAAACAUUUCGGAGCUUUUCUGAGAUUCCUCAAAUCCAAAACCUUCCGACUUUCGCGAGUUUUGCUGAGGUUCAAUCUCUUGGGUUUGAAUUGCUCAAAUCCAAAAAUUAUCGAUUUUAGCGAGUCUUGCUGCGGUUCAAUCUCUUGGAUUUGAGCCCGUUCCUCAAAUCAAAAAUUUGCGACUUUAGCAAGUUAUUCUCGACUCAAUUUCUUGGGUUUCAAUUUCUCAAAUCCAAAAAUUUUCGAUUUGCGCACGCUUUUCUGAAAUUCAAUCUCUUGGAUUUGAAUCCCCCAACUCCAAAAGUUUUCGACUUUAUUUAGCAAGUUAUUCUGAAACUCAAUUUCUUGGAUUUGAUUCGUAAGCUCAUUUUCGUGGAUUUGAAUUCCUCGAAUCCCAAAAUUUUUGAUUUCCGCGAGUUUUUCUGAAUUUCAAUUUCUUGGAUUUGAUUCGCAAGCUCAUAAGUUCAUAAGUUCGAAUGUGAAUGAGUGAGAGCUUGGCGCUUGGGGUUUGCUUUGGAAGUGGGAGAGUGACUGAGAGUUUGGUGGGGUCGUUGUUGUUUCUUAAUUUAGCUCUUUAAUAUUUAC
Messenger RNA from Amoebophrya sp. A25, 1278 nucleotides. Lineage: Eukaryota; Dinophyceae; Syndiniales; Amoebophryaceae. The record is from the annotation of a GenBank genome assembly.